Molecule: messenger RNA, 4608 nt
Organism: Conger conger (European conger)
Lineage: Eukaryota; Metazoa; Chordata; Actinopteri; Anguilliformes; Congridae
Gene: ptch2
Product: patched 2
Exons: 22
Coding region: 16-4407 (1463 amino acids)
Biological process (GO): smoothened signaling pathway
Cellular component (GO): plasma membrane
Molecular function (GO): smoothened binding; hedgehog family protein binding; hedgehog receptor activity
Source: RefSeq, a predicted model, not a curated record
UUUCUUGUUUGGACUAUGGCCUCGGAUCCCAGAGUCCCAGGGGCCGGUGUUUUUGGAGAUUUACCCCCAAGUUAUACGCGUUCUCCGCCGGCCGCGAACUCGGAUCUGCUCCGGAGACCCAGUUACUGCCACGCUGCUUUCGCAUUAAAACAGAUUUCUAAGGGGAAGGCCGUGGGGCAGAAGGCCCCGCUGUGGAUUCGGGCGCGGUUCCAGGCUCUCCUCUUUACGUUGGGGUGUCAGAUCCAGCGGCACUGUGGCAAGGUCCUGUUCAUCGGCCUGCUGGUGUUCGGGGCCCUCUCGGUGGGCCUGAGGGUGGCCGCCAUCGAAACCGACAUCGAGCAGCUCUGGGUGGAAGCUGGUAGUCGUGUGAGUCGCGAGCUACGCUACACCAAGGAGAAGCAGGGAGAGGAGGCUGUGUUCACCUCUCAGAUGCUCAUCCAGACGACCAAUCAGGAAGGCACUAACAUUCUUACCCAGGAGGCUUUGCUGCAGCACCUAGAGUCUGCGCUGGCUGCCAGCAAGGUCCAGGUGUCCCUGUACGGAAAGUCAUGGGAUCUGAACAAAAUCUGCUUCAAAUCUGGCGUACCAAUCAUCGAGAAUGUCAUGAUCGAAAGGAUGAUUGACAAGCUUUUUCCCUGCAUGAUCAUCACUCCUCUGGACUGCUUCUGGGAGGGCGCCAAGCUCCAGGGAGGCUCCGCCUACUUGCCGGGAAUGCCCGACAUCCAGUGGAUGAACCUGGACCCCCUGAAACUGAUGGAGGAGCUCAGCCAGUUCACGUCUCUGGAGGGCUUCCGGGAGAUGCUGGAGAAGGCCCAGGUGGGACACGCCUACAUGAGCCGGCCCUGCCUCGACCCCAACGAUCCCGACUGCCCCCUGAGUGCCCCCAACAAGGAGCUGCGCCAGAGUCCCGACAUCGCCCAGGAACUCCAGGGCGGUUGCCACGGCUUCUCCAAGAAGUUCAUGCACUGGCAGGAGGAGCUGAUCCUCGGCGGCAGGGCCAAGGACUCCCAGGAUGCAUUGCUGAGAGCCGAGGCCCUCCAGACCAUGUACCUCCUCAUGAGUCCCAAGCAACUGUACGAGCACUUUAAGGACGACUACGAGAUCCACGACAUCAACUGGAACCAGGAGAAGGCCACCGCCAUCCUGGAGUCCUGGCAGAGGAAGUUUGUGGAGGUGGUGCACCAGAGCAUCCCUGAGAACUCCACCCAGAGCAUGCACGCCUUCUCCACCACCACCCUCAAUGACAUCAUGAAGUCCUUCUCUGAUGUCAGUGUCAUCCGGGUGGCCGGAGGGUACCUGCUCAUGCUGGCCUACGCCUGCGUCACCAUGCUGCGCUGGGACUGCACCAAGUCCCAGGGGGCCGUGGGGCUGGCGGGAGUGCUGCUGGUGGCGCUGUCAGUGGCAGCUGGCCUGGGCCUGUGCUCCCUGCUGGGCCUGUCCUUCAACGCUGCCACCACACAGGUGCUGCCCUUCCUGGCUCUGGGGAUCGGUGUGGACGACAUGUUCCUGCUGGCUCACUCCUUCACCGAGACAGGCUCCAACAUCCCUUUCAAGGAGCGGACCGGGGACUGCCUGCGCCGGACGGGUACCAGCGUGGCCCUCACCUCCAUCAACAACAUGAUCGCCUUCUUCAUGGCGGCCCUGGUGCCCAUCCCCGCCCUGCGGGCCUUCUCGCUGCAGGCCGCCAUAGUCGUGGUGUUCAACUUCGCCAUGGUAUUGCUCAUCUUCCCUGCCAUCCUGAGUUUGGACCUGCACCGCAGAGAGGACAAAAGACUGGACUUCCUGUGCUGCUUCUACAGCCCGUGCUCUUCCCGGGUCAUCCAGAUCCAGCCUCAGGAGUUCUCUGAUGCCAACGACAACCACACGUAUCCGACAACAUCGCCCUCGUACACGGGUCCCACCAUCACCACCAGUACCCAGAUCACCACCACGGUUCAGGCCUUCACCCAAUGCGACGCGGCCGGCCAGCACAUUGUCACCAUUCUGCCCCCAACCUCCCAAAUCUCCACCAGUGCCCCGUCUGUGGUGGUGCCCCCACCCACUGGUACGGCCCCCUCCUCACCCUCCUCCCCGGACCCCUACGGCUCCCAAAUCUUUGGCCCGUCCAGCUCCACCCGUGACCUUCUGGCCCAGGUGGACGAUACCAAGGAGGGGCGUGAGUGCGUCCCCCUCCCCUUCUUCCGCUGGAACCUGUCGGACUUUGCCCGUGAGAAGUACGCCCCUCUGCUGCUCAAACCCGAGACCAAAGCCGUGGUCCUGGUUCUGUUUGUGGCCCUCCUGGGCCUUAGCCUUUAUGGGACCACUAUGGUCCAUGACGGACUUUACCUGACGGACAUCGUGCCUCGGGACACCAAGGAGUACGACUUUAUCUCGGCCCAGUUCCAGUACUUCUCCUUCUACAACAUGUACCUGGUGACCAUGGGUGGCUUUGACUACGGCAAAAACCAGCGGGAACUCCUGCAACUCCACAACGCCUUCAACUCUGUCAAGUAUGUGGUGCGAGACAGUGACCAGCGGUUGCCUCGGAUGUGGCUGCACUACCUUCAAGAUUGGCUGAGAGGCCUGCAAGCUUCAUUCGAUGCCGACUGGGCGGCAGGCCGCAUCACAUGGGACAGUUACCGUAAUGGCACUGAAGAUGGCGUGCUGGCCUACAAGCUGCUCAUCCAGACCGGCUCCAAGAAGGACCCCUUCAACUUCAGCCAGCUGACCACCCGUCGCCUGGUGGAUGAGGAGGGCCUGGUCCACCCAGAUAUCUUCUACAUCUACCUGACCGUCUGGGUUAGCAAUGACCCGCUAGGCUAUGCAGCCUCCCAGGCUAACUUCUACCCACACCCCCGUGAGUGGAUCCAUGACAAGUACGACACCACUGGGGAGAACCUGCGCAUCCCAGCAGCCGAGCCCCUGGAGUUUGCCCAGUUCCCCUUCUACCUGAAUGGCCUGCGGCAGACGUCGGACUUCAUUGAGGCCAUCGAGUGUGUGCGCUCCAUCUGUGAGGAGUUCGCCCGCAAGGGCGUGCCCAACUACCCCAACGGCUACCCCUUCCUGUUCUGGGAGCAGUACAUCGGCCUGCGUCACUGGUUCCUGUUAGCCGUUAGCGUGGUGCUAGCCUGCACCUUCCUGGUGUGUGCCGUGCUGCUGCUCAAUCCUUGGACCGCUGGUGUCAUCGUGUUCAUCUUGGCGAUGAUGACGGUGGAGCUCUUCGGCAUCAUGGGACUCAUUGGGAUCAAGCUGAGUGCCAUCCCCGUGGUGAUUCUCAUCGCUUCCGUGGGCAUCGGGGUGGAGUUCACCGUCCAUGUCGCUCUGGGCUUCCUGACGGCGAUUGGGAACAGGAACCUGCGUUCGGUGGUGGCGCUGGAGCACAUGUUCGCACCGGUGAUGGACGGCGCUAUCUCCACGCUGCUGGGGGUCCUCAUGCUGGCCGGCUCCGAGUUUGACUUCAUCAUGAGGUACUUUUUCGCUGUCCUUGCCAUCCUGACGCUCCUGGGGGUCCUGAACGGCCUCGUCCUGCUGCCCGUCCUCCUGUCAAUCAUGGGCCCGCCUGCUGAGGUCACUCCCGCUGACAACGGCAGCCGCCUACCCACUCCGUCUCCGGAGCCCCUCCCGCCGCCCAUGAAUCACCAUGGUUACUACGCCGGCCGCUACCCACAGGGACCCCGCCGUCACGCCUUCUCCGAGUCAGAGGACUCCGAGUACUACUCCGAGACCACCACCACGUCGGGCCUGGCAGAGGAUGAGUACAAGUACCGCGACCGUAGCGCCUACAUCGCGCCUACGCCCGCGCCAACGUCCCACAUCCUGCUGGAGGCCAGCAAGAACCCCAGCUUCCCCAAACUCACGGUGGUAAAGCCAUACAGCGAAAGCCCGAACAUCACUGCCAGGAAGGAACAUCUAAACGGGCCGACUCAGCCGACCGUCACCUCGGUCAGCUCUCAGAUCGCCCGAUGGGAUAAAAAACAGGAUUACACCCAAGACCAGGGACCCAAGAGACAACAUUUACCCAGCGACAGACCUCAGGGUCCCGGCAGGACUAAUCACUGUGGCCCCAGGUCUCAGUAUAGCAGUAGGCCGCAUCAUAACAGGACUACGAUGCCGGGCUACAAUGCGGGAACCAGAGUUCAGGGGCCCGGUAGUGCUGUUACUAUGGUUACGGCCACUGCCUCGGUGACGGUGGCCGUGCACCCCAGCUUGCCAGGGGCUUACAGGGGUUACACACACGAGGGGUUCAACGACAGCGAAUCGGACUGUUUUGAGGACACGCUGGGGAGGUCGCAGAGUCACGGGAAAGCUACCGAAAAUUCCAAGAGGAGCAACUUGGAGCUCCAAGACCUGGAAUGUGAGGAGACGAGGCAGCAUCCCACUGACCAGGCUCUAGGUGGCCCACGGAACCAGGCAGCCAAAGACCGGUAGACCCCCCUCGUCUGGAACCCAUCUCUGGCUGCCCAGCUCAAAAUCUUCCUGGUCCCCCAACUCUUUCUCAAUGAACUGUAAAUAGACCUCACACAAACAAAAGGAUUUAUUUUAAAAAAUAUUAAAAGUUCUUGUUUUAAGAAUAUAUAUAUAUAAAUAUAUAAAUAUAUAUUUUAAUACUAAAAAAAGAGGGAAAAGCUA